AUUAUAGGUUGUCAAAAUGAAACAUUUUAAAGGCAAAUUUUGACAAAUAAUAAAAAGUGUAAAUAAAUAAUGAUAUUCAUAGGCCGAUUAAUUGUUUAUGUGUUAGAUUUAAACGUAUUUGCAGAUCAGAAAUUUAUAGAUUUAUAGAUAAACUUGAGAAUGUUGAGAAAAUUAUUUGAUUAAAAACUUGUUGCGUUGGACCAGUUUACAAAAAUAAUCAUAUUAAGUCAUUUCUAGCGUUAUCAAUUGAAAUGUACUCAUUGAAACGCCGUGUAAUAAGUUGAUUUAUCGCAUCUUAGUCACCGAUGCCUAGAACUUCGUUUUCCAAAAGAUAACUACAAUGAAAUAAUGAAAAUAUUCUCAACAUGGAGGAUGGAGCAGCUAUAGCUUCUACAUCCAGUGAAACAAAAGUGGAAAAAAUGGUAGCCAGCACUACUAAUAAUGCUGCAAGAAAAGUGAUACUUGUGGAACGAAAAAAACAAAUUGAAGAAAAACUAGCAAAAUGCAACCACGACCUCAGAGCAUUAUGUAUUCAGGAAGCAGAGCUGACUGGAAUCACUCCCCCAGAAAUGCCAUUGGAAAUAGGAGAAACUCCUCCAACAAUAAGAAGAAAAGUAGGUACCGCAUUUCAACUAAAUGAAAACCUCGUAAAUAAUAGCAAUAAGGACCAGUUGGUUACUAACUUGGAGCUGGAGAUUCAGUUACAUAUGAAAUUGAGAGAUGCGGCCUUAGGCUUAUCUGGUGAAGGAAACAUAAGUAAGACUGUUAAAAGACAACACCGAGCAGAAUAUCAAAAACAUAAAGAACAAGUGAAGGCUCUAGAAGAGAAGCUUGCUUUACUGAAGGAAAAGACAGCAUUCGAACAAAUAAAGCAGAAGAAAAAGUCAAGAAUUCCAGAUCCACAAGAUGAUAACAUAUCUGUAAUAACAAAUGAAGCCUAUUCAACACUCGAAAGUCGACAGAAUCAUAUCUCUAACAAACAUGGUUUAAUUAUGCUCAGUCCAACAGAUACAUACCCAGAGUCGAGAUAUCCUCCGAGUACUUCCAGACAGUCUCAUUACAGCAGAAAUUCUGAAAGUAUUCCCGUGCAGUAUGCUAAACCAGAUGAAUUGCUGACUGCUGGAUUUUACCGAUUAAGUGUAAACGGAUAUAAUGAGUAUAUUGAAAGCCAAGAAGAAAUUACCAGUGUUCCACAUUAUAAUUAUCCAAUCCAAAACUUUGGUUAUAGCUAUCCCCAUUCAUCGCAUAGUCAGUCCUUGCUAAUGCAACAACACAGUCCAUCUGCUGCGUCUCAAAAUAGUUCACAGCUGUCCCAGCAUAGUCCGCAUUUAUCACAAAGUAUUCAAUAUUUGCCGCAUCAAAACCUUCAUUACCCUCAGCAUAGUCCAUUAUUAUCCCAACACAGCCCAAUGCCUCAACAGGGUUCAAUCUCCCAACAAAGCCCUCAAACGCAAAGGAAAAGCCCACAUUUAUCCCAAAGUCCACUGUCUCAACAUAGCAUGUCAAUGCAAAGAUCUUCUCAAAAUUUUUCGAGAAUCAGCCAACAAUACGUUCAAAUGCGACAGUCUAGUCCUACAAGUCACAAUAAAGUUCAAUAUUAUUCUUCUCACACAAUUCAUGGAGAACCUAUGUAUAACAGGUAUACCGUUGAUGCUAGUGGUUAUCGAAAUUCGUCAGAUACAAUGCACUUACCAUAUCCACAUCCUAUACAACCUCAUCAACAAUAUGAAAAUAAUGGCAUGAGCUCAGGAUUAGGUGGUUCAUGGAAACGAUCUGAAUCAGGACAAAUGUAUUGGGUUUAUUCUUCUAACACGUUGGAUAGCAAUUGGCAAAGAGAUAAAAGAUUUGGAAGUCUAGAUAGAAGAAAAAAUAAGAGAGUGCAAAGGAGAAUAUCCCCGAUAGACAGUAAAUCUGCCACUCUUGCUACAGUUCCAACUCACAGCGAUCAAAUGAGCGCUACAUUUGUUAAACCUCAGGUCGCAAAUAGAAGAUCCCAGGAUCAUAGACAGCUAGUGAGAACUCAAUCCUUAGGAAGUGUAGGACAGACAAUUGAUAGUGUAUAUCCUAGUGAUGACACUUCGUCUUGUGAAAGUGACAACCGCAGUUUUAAAGAUGUUCGUGGCGUCCGAAAACAGAAGGAAAAAGAAUGGUUGGAGACUUCCCUAGAUGGGCCAAUAUCGCCAACAUCUGUAACAUCGCGCUCACAGUCAACUCUGCCUUCAUCAUUUGAAGAAAAAUAUGUUGCACGCACACCACCUCCUCCACCACCACCACCUCAAUUAUCACCUCAUGUAUCUCCACAGAAGAGUCCAAUGUUGCACCCCAUACCAGUGCAACAUAUCCAGCAUAGACAAAGAAAUCCAUCACCUCUACAAUCGCCUCUUUCCCCAAAACCCCUGUUGGAAAUUCCAGCCGAAUCUAAUCCGUCUCCCAGAGUACCUGAACCGCCCAAUCUCGAACUUUUGAAUAACAAUAUUCCCAAGAAUUGUACCAUUGUGCAAGCGGGGGUUGUAAAGCCGUAUCAUGAAGAAACCAAGCCGUUUGAAAUGUCCGAUUUUUAUAAAUAUUCAACAAAGUUUAAGAAAUCGCCCCAAAAGGAACUGGAGAAGGGAAUUAGUCAAGCACCAGCAACUACCGUGUGCCGCCAGAACUUAAAUGACAACUUUGAGGAUUCGAUUAAUAUGAAUCGAUACCCUGUUCGAGUACAACAACAGUAUAUGCAGCACAGUUCUGCUAGAGAAUCAGGUACAACCCAAAAUUUGAAUAACAGUCUCGAUCUGGCGCAAAUAGGGGUAUCUGAACGAUUUUCCGAAGAAAUGAACGCUUGGUACGAAGAUCAAGAGAAUCAGAGCGAGAAUAAUAAUGCCAGGUCGUCGAAAAGUCGAUCCAGCGCUACUUUAGUUUAACUGUUUCGUAUUUAAAAUUGUUAAGUAAUUUACAUGUUGCAGUUUGUCUUGCUUUGUUUUAAAUAAGCUAAAUCAAGUACUAGUUUUGUUCAUUGAUUUUUUUUAAGCCAGACGAGCGCAUAUAAAAUAAACUGUUUAAAAAGUUUCUUGCUCAAAAUUGUUGAUAUUUCUUAUAUCCUUGUUAAUAAAGUUGUUUAGGUCUGGACUUGUAUGUCCGGGGUUGUCUAUAUGUGAACAGUACAAUGCAAUAAAAUAUAACAAUAAAAAGUAUGAAAUCCUGUAUUUUAACAAGAUUUUUUAAAUAUUACUCUGUACUAUAUUUUUAUAUAAAAGAUUUAAUAGUUAUAAGAAAGUGUUAUAUUUAUAUAUAUCUCUAUGCAUAGGAAAGAUCACCAAAUAGUUUCAUAUAUGAUGAUACUACAACAUUGUUUUUUAAGUGGCGUUUAUAAUGUUACGUACACUUAUGUUAACAAUGAAAGAAUAGCCGAUUGUUGAAUAUAUUUGUUGGAGAAACAUUAUUUCAUAUAUUUGGCAAUACAGUUUUCAAUCAUGAAAAUUGUUGCAGACUUUCAACAAUAUCGCUACAUGUUAAGUGCUUCAAAGUUUGGCUACGCAUUUUGUAUGAUUUUAGUGCUUAUUUUAUAUAGGGAAUAUGUAUUUUUACUUAUGGUUAUUUCAUUUCUUUUAAAUAUUGAGCUAUCAACAGAAUUUUGAAUCAGAAGUCAUUAAACUUUUUUAUGUUAGAAUACAACAGAUAAUUUUUGACGGUGUUUUGUGUACAUAUACAUUCAUGAAUCUAGAUAAUUGCAUUUUACUUUGAUUGUUGAUCUCAAUAAUGUGAUGUGAUAACUUUUUCUGAUCAAAUGUAGACACAAAUUUAAUCAUCACAUAAUACCGUUGAAAAGUAAUUUUUAACUUUUAUUAUGUUAUUUGGCAGAAUGUGAUCGAUGUGAAGAUAGUUGUUAUGUAGUCCUGAAUGUACCUAAACAAAUUAUUUGCUCGUGCUAAUUUUCAACUAAUUUGUAUUCAUUAGAAGAAAUUUUACUUAUUUUGAUACUCAUAACGAUAUUACUAUAGAAGAAUGUUCUGGACGAUAUGCCAACUAUUCUCACAAAAGCAAGUGAAAAUUUGCUUUAGGCAUUCCUUUUUUAACUGUGUUUGUAAGACUCUAAGCAUCUUGUGCCUUGGAGAAGAUGUUUCUUCGAUAAAUCAAGUAGAGAGCGUUGUGAUUUUUAGCAAUAUAUGGACUUCUCGGACUGACCAAAGGAAUGACUAGUUUUUUACUGAUGACUUUUAUUGUACCUAAAUAAAAUAUGUUUUUUAAACAAAAGUA
Molecule: messenger RNA, 4239 nt
Organism: Dendroctonus ponderosae (mountain pine beetle)
Lineage: Eukaryota; Metazoa; Arthropoda; Insecta; Coleoptera; Curculionidae
Exons: 10
Coding region: 366-2906 (846 amino acids)
Biological process (GO): establishment of epithelial cell polarity
Source: RefSeq, a predicted model, not a curated record